CGAGCGGAGGCGCCGAGCUGAAAAUCUUAAAGUUGUGAUCGGUGAAAGAAAGAUCCGGACUAUGAAAGAGCGCAGUGGCUCAAACCUGCCGCAUGGUGCUGAGACGAAGCAUGCCGAAGAGUUUUCUCUCUUUCCAAUAAAGUUAUUAUUUUUGCUUCUUAACCUGCUUUGCAUUCAGAGCGGCUCUGGUCUCGUUUUCAGUCGCACUGGCAGCUGAGUGCUGACAUUUUUUUUUUAAAACCAUUUUUGAAGACAUUUACGAAACUUCUCUAUAAUCUACAAGGCGUUGAGAAACACAAGGAAAAACAAGGCGCCUGGAACUUUUUUGGCGUCUCCACGCGCUUUUACGCACGCGUUCCACGGACACACGUUGUAACUGUGAAGUAUUUUAUUUUAUUUUUCACCAGCAGGAUUUUAAGAGUUUUAUUGAAUGGUUAUGGUGGCGAACAACCCAGACUUGCCGCCCAUCGACUGUACCGACUCCUGUGAGAUGGAGGCGGACGCGGACGCCUCGCGGACACCGGGAUCCCCGCACGCGACCGGGGACGUGGCGUGGUGCAAGACGCCCACCGGCCACAUCAAGCGGCCUAUGAAUGCGUUCAUGGUGUGGUCGCAGAUCGAGCGGCGCAAGAUCAUGGAGCAGUCUCCUGACAUGCACAACGCAGAGAUCUCCAAACGGCUGGGAAAGCGCUGGAAGCUCCUGCGAGAUUGCGAUAAGAUUCCGUUCAUCCGCGAGGCCGAGCGUCUCCGGCUCAAACACAUGGCAGACUAUCCGGACUACAAGUACCGGCCGAGGAAAAAGGUCAAGACGUCCGCUAGUGCGUGCAAAGCUGGAGGGGAAAAAGGGGACAAAGGGGUUACCGGUGGCGGGAAGUCAUCAUCCAAAAAAAGCCACGGCUCUAAUAAAGCUUCUGGCAGGACGCACAAGAAGUCUAGCGCUCUGGAAGCCGUCAGUGAUGCGCUCUAUAAACCGAGGGCAACGUCUUCUGCAAAGCAGAUACCGGACAAGCCGGUGAAGCGCGCUCACUCCGGCUCAGAAAGCCUCGCCCCCUCCGCCGCUGUGCCCGCGAGCCCGACACUGAGCAGCUCGGCUGAGUGCGGUGAGCCACCGAGCCUCUACGAUGACGCGGGUACGCGCUUCAAACACGCGCGCGCCUCAUCUCCGACCCCGUCCGCCUCGCACUCCUCCUCAUCCUCCUCUUCGCAUUCCUCGGAUGAAGAGUUUGAAGACGACCCGCUGGACUUCGACCCCAGUCCAGGUGGCUUUAGCGGCGGAUUCGGUAGUGACACGUGCCUGGACCGAGAUUUGGACUUCGGGUUCGAGUCGGGCUCCGGCUCACACUUUGAGUUCCCGGACUACUGCACGCCAGAGGUGAGCGAGAUGAUCUCGGGUGACUGGCUCGAGUCCACCAUCUCUAACCUGGUGUUCACGUAUUGAGCGCAGAUUUUAAGACUUGGCGUUGAGAACAACAACAAAAAAUUUUUUUCACGCGUCCUGCAAGGCGACGCGACUGAACGACGCGACUGAACGACGCGAUUCCCACCUGUUUCAUAUUAAAACGCUGUGGGCUCUCACACGCAGAUGAAAAACAUAAUUACAGAAAAAGGACAGGAAAGAAAAGCAGGAUGCUAGAAGUUGUAAGUGCGAGCAGGAAGAGCUCGUAAGUUGCACAGAGACUUGUGGAGGCUGAGAUUAAGUGUCGUUAAGCUGGUCGCUGAUGGACAUUAGUUUAGUGACUAAACCGGGCUCUGAAAUGAACUCAAUCGCAUGAUCAGUACGGUCUGCCUGUGAAGUGCGAGCCGUAGAGGGUUUUUAAGAAAAAGAAGAAGAUAAAAAAACAAAAAAAAACAAAAC
Molecule: messenger RNA, 1855 nt
Organism: Tachysurus vachellii
Lineage: Eukaryota; Metazoa; Chordata; Actinopteri; Siluriformes; Bagridae
Gene: sox4a
Product: SRY-box transcription factor 4a
Exons: 1
Coding region: 431-1438 (335 amino acids)
Biological process (GO): positive regulation of transcription by RNA polymerase II; anatomical structure morphogenesis; cell differentiation
Molecular function (GO): RNA polymerase II cis-regulatory region sequence-specific DNA binding; DNA-binding transcription activator activity, RNA polymerase II-specific
Source: RefSeq, a predicted model, not a curated record